This is a messenger RNA of Pseudocercospora fijiensis CIRAD86, 534 nucleotides long. RefSeq lists its product as uncharacterized. NCBI's taxonomy places the organism in Eukaryota, Fungi, Ascomycota, Dothideomycetes, Mycosphaerellales, Mycosphaerellaceae. The record is from RefSeq and is a predicted model, not a curated record. The transcript has 3 exons. Bases 307 to 534 code for a protein of 75 amino acids.
CAAUGCCGGCUCUACUUUUGGCAGGUGGUUGCCGGGAUUGCUUGCUGAUAAAGUAGGAAGAUUCAACGCCGUGCUCGCUUCCUUGUCUCUCUGCAUGGUCUCAACAAUGGCACUAUGGCUGCCAGCGACUGUCCUGUCUUCGUCUGAUGACGCGGAAGGCAGCAAGACUGCCGUCCUCGGCUUGACCAUCCUAUACUGUAUUCUCUUUGGCUUUGGCAGUGGCAGUAACAUCAGCUUGACCCCAGUGUGCGUAGGCAUGCUGUGCAAGACUGAGGAAUAGGGCCGUAUUAUUCCACCUGCUAUGUGAUGGUGCUUUCUGGGGGAUUGGCUUUGUUCACUGGGCUCUGCAACAAUUGUGGCUCUCGUCGCGUCAACAGUCGUUCGAGUGAGAAAAGUGGGAUGGGAACCAACAAGCGAUUUACUGAGCGUCUGGUCCAGGCAAGUGGUCCUGACACCGGCAAGGAAAGAUAUUUAGGUACCUUGUACCGAAUAGCUCUGCCUCUGACCAUAGAGUACGCUUGCUGCAGCUGGUGA